CACCGGAUUGGAUGACGCGAAGACCCGAGGCCGCACCUUCCCACCCCAACCACUUUAACUCAAGUCCUAAUCACUGUUUGCCAACAAAGACGGGCCACGAGCGAGGGGGAGGAGCCCGGGAGUCGUCUAUCGCGAGAAGUGGCCGCCUCAAGGGUGUGACGGGCGCUGGCGUGCGGCAGCUCCUACCGGGACCGCGAAGGAGGAGCACUAGCCGGACGACGGGGUUGGACCUUUGGGUAAAUCUCGCGAGAUUUGAUCGCGCUCCCGCGAGCCCUUCCUGCCAGCCGCCGGAAGUGCGAGCCGCUGAGCGUCCGAGUCUCUCGCUCGGAGGUUCUCCUGCGACUCUGGGCCCGCGUUCCUGUUGCCGACUCCAGGGCUCGCGCGUCUGGUCGCCUCCCCAGGGUCGGAAAUGAUGGGGGACCCCAAGGAAGCAGGAGCCGAGGCUUCUCCUUCAGGGGCGGCCGCCCGAGGAGGGCUCAGCCUCCAAUCCCAGACGGAUUCCGAGGAGCCUCCUGCACAGGGAUCGGCUUUACUUCUUGGAGGCAAUGAAGUGAAAAGCCGAGCUGUGGUGAAGUACUCUUCUGCCCCUCCUCGAACAGCAUUUGCACGUCUCGAAGAAAAAACAGACUUGAAACUCCCACCUGCCAACUGGUUACGAGAGAGUGCCAAACUAGGGCCAGCAGGAACUACCAUUCUUGGCAAUAGUAAGAAAAGCAAGCCGUUUUCGAGUUUCGGCAUGGCAUAUGACUUCAUCGACUCGGUGGGAAAUGAUGUGGAUGUUGUCUCUGACUCAGAAAACAUAAAAAAGCUCCUGAAGAUUCCCUACAGCAAGUCCCAUGUAAGCAUGGCUGUCCACCGCAUAGGAAGGACCCUCUUAUUAGAUGAACUGGAUAUUCAAGAACUCUUUAUGAGGUCAUCUCAGACUGGUGAUUGGACAUGGUUGAAAGAGUUCUAUCAAAGACUGAUCGAUCAGAAGUGGCAGAGGAAGAAGAAAAGCAAGGAGCAUUGGUAUCAGAAGGCUAUUCUUUCCAAGUUCUUGUACUACAGCAUCAAUGGUGAUGGAGCUGCUCAGCCUGUCCCAUCUCCUGCAGAACAACAAGAAUCAUCUAGUUCUGAUCAGGCACAUGAGUCUGAAGGGGCUUCCUGGCCUGCUCCCUUCGAAAUGCCUUCUUCAGUUUCUGAAGAUCCCAGUGCUUCCAGUCAGGGCAGGGAGCCUCUUGAGCCCUCAUGCAUAGUGGGGCAUGUGGCCUCAGCACCCAAAGAACAAAACCUUACUACUUUGUUCAAUGACGGGGAGAACAGUCAGGGUCUUAAAAAUGAUUUCGUCCGGAAUAUUCUGUGGACUUUUGAAGACAUCCAUAUGCUAGUUGGUUCUAAUAUGCCUAUAUUUGGUGGAGGCAGAUAUCCAGCAGUUAGCUUACGUCUCAGGGAUAACAACAAACCAAUUAAUGUGUUAACUGGAAUAGACUACUGGUUGGACAACUUGAUAUGCAAUGUACCAGAACUUGUGAUGUGCUUCCAUGUAAAUGGGAUUGUACAGAAAUAUGAAAUGAUAAAGACAGAAGAAAUCCCCAAUUUGGAAAACUCUAAUUUUUCUACCAAAGUUAUAAAAGACAUUGCACAAAAUAUUUUAUCAUUUCUUAAAUCUAAUUGUACCAAAGAAGGGCAUACCUACUGGCUCUUUAAAGCAAGCGGCAGUGAUAUUGUGAAGCUCUAUGACCUCACGACUCUGUGUGAAGAAACUGAAGACAAGUACCAAAACCCAUUCACAAUGCCAGUGGCUAUCCUUUUAUACAAGGUUGCUUGUAACAUGAUGAUGAAGAAAAAUCAAAACAAGAAACACUAUGGAACUAUUAGAACAUUACUUCUCAAUUGUGUUAAGUUGUUGGACAAAAGCAGACAUCCUCAAAUUAUUGCUUCAGCCAACUACAUGCUUUCAGAGCUUUUCCAGUUGGAUGAGCCUAAAAAGGAAGAAAGUUCAGACUCCCCUUUAAAUGAGAAUUCAGAUGAAAGCUACAGUGAAGAGGAGGAGGAGAUGGCAGACAGUGAUGAGAAUGGAUCCUACAGCACCAGCUCUGACCCAGCAGAUGACAACAAGGCAGUGGCUAUAAUUAAGUCUGUUGGAGAACUGUCAGUACCAGAAAAAUACAAGUCAAUUCAUCAGAUCAGACCCAGUUGUGCAUUUCCCGUUUGCCAUGACACAGAAGAGCGCUGUCGACUCGUACUCAGCUAUGUGUUGGAGGGUUUAAAAUCUGUAGAUAGUAGCAUCAAAAAAGAAAGUGACCUUCCAGCAGCUGACCCCAGCACUCCUAUUCCCUUAAAAUAUGAAGAUGAAUCCACAAGGGGUGGUCCUGAGGGGCUGGAGAAGCAGAUGGCCUUGUUCCUGGACAAAAUGGGCUCCCUUCAAAAGGGCAAUUGUUCUGGGCACUCUGGAAUGACCCCGGGUUCUUGGCAACAUAAAAUGAAACUUCAGCUAAUUCUUAAGUCUUCAAAGGCCUACUACAUUUUGUCGGAUGCUGCCAUGAGUCUUCAGAAGUAUGGAAGAGCUUUGAGAUACAUUAAGCUAGCUCUACAGAGCCAUGAUACUUACUGCUGCCUCUGCACCAACAUGCUUUCUGAAGUGCUGCUGUUUCUCUCUCAAUAUCUGACGCUCUGCGGCGACAUCCAACUCAUGCUGGCCCAGAACGCAAAUAACAGAGCAGCACACCUUGAGGAGUUUAAUUACCAAACGAAAGAAGACCAGGAGAUCCUCCACAGUCUCCACAGAGAGUCCAGCUGCCAGGGAUUUGCAUGGGCAACAGAUCUAUCUACAGACUUAGAAAGUCAACUUUCAGUUAGUUGUAAAUGUUAUGAGGCUGCUAAUGAAAUCUUGCAAUUCAGUGACUUAAAAAAUCAGAAUCCAGAACACUAUGUACAAGUGUUAAAGAGAAUGGGAAACAUUAGAAAUGAAAUUGGUGUGUUCUACAUGAAUCAGGCUGCCGCACUGCAGGGUGAACGAGUAGUGAGCAAAUCUGUGUCUGCUGCAGAGCAACAAUUGUGGAAAAAAAGCUUUUCUUGUUUUGAAAAGGGGAUUCACAACUUUGAGUCGAUUGAUGAUGCUACAAAUGCUGCCCUUCUGCUGUGCAACACAGGAAGACUCAUGCGGGUCUGUGCACAGGCACACUGCGGUGCAGAGGAUGAGUUCAAACGGGAGUUCUCUCCAGAAGAGGGCUUGUAUUACAGCAAGGCUGUUGAUUACUAUUUGAAGGCUCUGAGGUCAUUGGGAACAAGAGACAUGCACCCAGUUGUUUGGGAUUCUGUGAACUGGGAAUUAUCCACUACAUAUUUCACCAUGGCGACUCUACAGCAAGAUUAUGCUCCAUUAUCCAGAAAAGCUCAGGAGCAGAUUGAGAAAGAAGUCAGCGAGGCUAUGAUGAAAUCCCUAAAGCACUGCGAUGUUGACUCGGCAACUGCUCGGCAGCCCCUCUGUCAGUACCGAGCUGCGACCAUCCAUCACAGGCUGGCUUCCAUGUACCACAGCUGUCUGAGGAACCAGGUUGGUGAUGAGCAUCUUAGGAAACAGCACCGAGUGCUGGCAGAUCUCCACUACAGCAAAGCUGCAAAGCUCUUUCAGCUUCUCAAAGAUGCUCCCUGUGAACUGCUUAGAGUGCAGUUAGAAAGGGUGGCGUUUGCAGAGUUUCAGAUGAGCAGUCAGAAUAGCAAUGUUGGAAAGUUAAAAACAUUAUCUGGGGCACUUGAUAUCAUGGUGAGAACUGAACAUGCGUUCCAGCUCAUCCGUAAGGAGCUUGUAGAGGAACGUGACCAGCCUAAGAAUGAUGAAGCUACACCGGCUACUGAUUCUUCACCUAAUCUUAAUCGAGAAGAAGUGAUCAAACUCCUUAGUAUAUUUGAAUCUCGUCUGUCAUUCCUUCUCCUUCAGUCCAUCAAACUGAUGUCGUCAUCUAAAAGGAAAAUGAGCAGUAACGCUGAAGAAGAUGUGGUCCUUCAAACCAACAAGCAGAUUUACUCCCAGCUUUUAAGAGCGACUGCCAACAGAAACUCAACUCUGCUGGAGAGAGUUGAAGUCAUCAUCUGUUUGCUGGAGCAGCUUGCAUCUGGUAGCAGCGGAUCGAGUGGCAGUGCUGUCCCCUGACCUGAGGUUGUACCAGAAGACUACCUUGUCAGUGCCUUGCCAUCCUGGAGCUAUCGGCCCACUCGGUGCUGAGACUUAUUAAAUAUGAGAACAUGCCAUUUAAUCGGGUCCACAGUGGAUACUCGCUUCCCAUGGCAGGCAGAGGAUAUGGGGUGGUUUGGCUUCUUCCUGUGAAGGUGAGAAACUAUAAUGGAACCUAAAGCUUUCUAAAUGUAUUUCCUCGAGAAGUACAUGGUUCCUUAGUGAUAACACCUUCUGCGAUGUGAUGAGACUUGCAAAUAUUCUUGAAGUAUGUUAAAACACUUAGGUGUAUGAUGAGAUUAUUUUGGAUAAAAUGUUACUCUGGCCAAGGGAACUCUUAUUCAAGUGAUUUCAUGGGUUCACAUGGCAUAUAGAAACAGUGCAUAUCAACCUUUCCUUCUAAGUGACACAAAGGUGUACCCUUUCCAGGCUGUGGCAUGCAUGGGAGGUUUUGAAGACUAAAAAUUGCGCAGGUCUCCUUUCGGUGCAUGCUCUGAAAAGACUCACUUUUCUUUGACUGUGUGUGACAUUGGUAAAGAAUAGGUACUAUCACUUUCUCAUUUUAAACUUGAAACUGUGAAUAAGGUAAGAGAACUAUUUUGAAUAAAUAAGCUAUUUAUUUAAAAUACCUUGGUAGUUCCCACUUGCAUUCUUCACACUGCUGUGAUUUGGAUCUGCUUGCUUAUGAUUUCAAAACUUUACAAAGUACAUAGGCCCUAAUGUUCAAGGCAAAGGUCUCCCAUACAUUUCAUGCUCCUGGGACAUUCUGCUGUGCUCUGCUGCUCUGGAGAUCUUGUCCAACACCUACUGCAUGUGGGGCUGUAAAGCUAUAACUAACAGAUUCAAGAAAGUGCAGCAUUUGCAUCCAGCAGACUCUUCUGCUUGGAUGAUACUCCGGUGUCUGGCCACUGUUGCAUCCCCUCCCACACCAGACCCACUUGCAACUGUGGGUUUCUGUCCCUGCAGCAAGCGGGUCUCCAUUGCAGCAAGGCAGAUUCUCUCACUAUUUGUCUAGUUUCUUGUUUGGUUUGCAUUGUCAUUGGAGCAAAUUUGCAUCUGUUUACAAGAAUUAAUCAUUGCUACCCUGAAAGCUUUGGUGAAACUGUGAAGCUUUGAGCCAACUCAUCAGUCUCAUUUCAGGACUGCUGUGUCCUUUGCUGUGCAGCAGGGUACACACAGUAACACAGCUCGUCCUCCACUGGAGAGACCUCUGGCUGCUUCCACUGAGCAUAGCGCCUCUGGAGCAGAUGAAGUCAACAGGAUUUCCCUGCUUCCCUAGAAACAAGACUACUUGUCUCUAAGCCCCUCCCUUUAGUUGAAAAGCCUUCUGUAGAGGAAAAUUGAUUUUAAGCAAGGAAGUAGAAAUUUUGGCUCUUUCCCUUGUCAUAGCAAUAACAUGAAAAUUUCUGCAGGAGAAAUAAAAGAUACUUCUCAAA
Mastomys coucha (southern multimammate mouse) is the source of this 5589-nucleotide messenger RNA. It is a transcript of the gene Edrf1, whose product is annotated as erythroid differentiation regulatory factor 1. The record is from RefSeq and is a predicted model, not a curated record. Lineage: Eukaryota; Metazoa; Chordata; Mammalia; Rodentia; Muridae. The coding region runs from base 410 to 4132 and encodes 1240 amino acids. Gene Ontology annotation, biological process: positive regulation of DNA-templated transcription. The transcript has 25 exons.